ACCAAAUCCAAUCCUUACCCACCAAUCUACCUCCAAUUUCGAGCAAACCCUUUUCCUCUCUCUUGGCGAACUUUCAUGAUCUCUCUGAUCUUGUGGGUUCUUCUCCCAGCAGCUUUUGCUCUCUUGUUUCGCAACUUCCGUUCACUGUUUCUCAAGAGAAAGACCACACUAGAAAAUAACAACAACUCGGCAACAAUAAUGUUGACUGCUGCUUCCCCGCCGUCGCCGUCCUUCUCCGUUGUUACACCGGGGAGGAUGAGUGGUAGUACUGCUACUACGGUGGUGGUGCCGCCGGUGGCGGAGAAGAAGGCGGCGGUGAAAGUGAAGGCGGUGGUGACGGUGAAGGAGACGACGGGUGGGUUUCUUGGGAUUGGGAUGGACGAUAUUUCGGACUUCAUUGGGAAAGCACUCAAGUUGCACCUCGUCAGCGCGCAACUUCAUCUUGAGACGGGAUUGGAGAAGCCGCUUAUCAAAACGCGUACUAAGAAAGUGAGCGAGAAGAAUGGAGAAGUCAAGUACGCGACGGAGCUUGAAGUCCCUGCCGAUUUCGGGGAAGUUGGUGCCGUGAUUGUGGAGAACGAGCACUAUAACGAGCUGUUUCUCAUCGACAUCGUGCUCGACGGCCUCGAAAAUGGUCCGGUCAAAGUAAUAUGUGACUCUUGGGUUCAUCCCAGGUCUAAGGACUCCAAGAACAGGGUUUUCUUCACUGCCAAGGAACAGUCGUACUUGCCGUCGGAGACGCCGAACGGCCUCACCAGGUACCGCGCUGAAGAGCUGAGCCUCCUGCGAGGAAAUGGCGAAGGAGAGCGCCAGCAAGGCGAUCGGAUCUACGACUACGAUGUCUACAACGACCUCGGAAAGCCCGACAGCAAUCCGGAUCUCGCCCGACCCGUUCUCGGCGGCAAAGAACACCCCUAUCCUCGCCGGGUUCGCACCGGCCGUCCCCGAACGGAAACCGAUCCGUUGUCGGAGACGGGGAGCUCCAAUUUCUACGUGCCGCGAGACGAGGAGUUCUCGCAGUUGAAGCAGUCGGGAUUCUCGGCCACGACGACGGCAGCGGUGCUACGCGCGGUGGUUCCGGCGGCGGAGACAAUAUUCAUCGAUCGGAAUUUAGGGUUUCCUCACUUGACCGCCGUUGAUUCGAUGUACGAUCAAGGUAUCAACCUGCCUCCUCGCACGGCGGAUUCGCCCUGGACAGACAUCAUCCCCAGGCUAGUUAGGACCGUCGUUGAUAGCGCCGAUGACAUUCUGCAGUUCGUGGUCCCCGAUUCGAUGAAGAGGGACAGAUUUUUCUGGUUGAAAGAUGAGCAGUUUGGCAGGCAGACUCUUGCUGGUGUCAAUCCUUGCUCCAUAGAACUGGUCAAGGAAUGGCCAUUGAAGAGUAAGCUUGACCCAGAGAUUUAUGGUCCAGCAGAAUCUGCAAUUACAACCAAGAUUGUUGAGCAGCAAAUUAGAGGCUUCAUGACCCUUGCUGAGGCUAUGGACCGAAAGAAGCUAUUCAUGUUGGAUUACCAUGACCUACUGCUACCCUUUGUGGGACUGGUGAGGCAGCAGGAAGGAACUACACUGUAUGGAUCACGAGCAUUGUUCUUCCUCACUCCGGUAGGCACAUUGAAGCCGGUGGCGAUCGAGCUGGUCAGGCCCCCGUCCAAGGAAGAUGGGAAGCCGCAAUGGAAGCGAGUCUUUACACCAGCCAAUUGCUCUGCCACUGAGGAAUGGCUAUGGAAGCUGGCGAAAGCUCACGUCCUGGCUCAUGAUUCGGGCUACCAUGAGCUAGUUAGCCACUUUCUGAGAACGCAUGCUUGCUUAGAGCCGUACAUCAUUGCGACGAAUCGCCAGCUGAGUGCUAUGCACCCUAUUCACAGGCUAUUGCAUCCUCACUUCCGUUACACCAUGGAGAUCAACUCUUUGGCUCGCCAAGCUCUGAUCAGUGCUGGUGGCAUCAUUGAAUUGGCCUUCUCUCCUCUCAAAUACGCGAUGCAGCUCGGUUCUGCAGUUUAUGACCAGAGAUGGCGGUUCGACUACGAGGCUCUUCCCAAGGACUUAAUCAGGCGGGGAAUGGCCGUGGAAGACCCAUCGGCACCACACGGCCUGAAGCUUACAAUCGAGGACUAUCCAUAUGCCAGCGACGGCCUAAUCCUAUGGGACGGCUUACACCAAUGGGUCUCGGACUACGUCAACCACUACUACCCUGAUCCAUCCCUCGUCUCCUCCGACGUCGAGCUCCAAUCCUGGUGGACAGAAAUCCGCACAGUCGGCCAUGGUGACAAGAAAGACGAGCCAUGGUGGCCAUCUCUCGCCACCCCAUCCGACUUAAUCGAGAUCGUCACAACCAUAGCAUGGACUGCAUCAGCGCAACACGCAGCAGUCAACUUCGGCCAGUACGCCUACGGUGGCUACUUCCCCAACAGGCCUUCCAUCGCCAGAACCAACAUGCCGACGGAGGAUCCCACCGACGAGGCAUGGAAGCAGUUCAUCGAUACCCCCGAGAAGGUGCUCCUCGAGAUGUUCCCGUCCCAGUUCCAGGCCGCGGUGGUGAUGGCCAUCCUGGACGUCCUGUCGAACCAUUCUGUCGACGAGGAGUACAUCGGGCAGGUGAUGGAGCCCGCUUGGGGCCACGAUGCGGUGAUCAGGGCCGCGUUCGAGAGGUUCCACGGCAGGAUGAAGGCGCUGGAAGUGGUGAUUGAUGCGAGGAAUGCGAAUGAGAAGUUGAGGAACAGGAAUGGUGCUGGUGUUUUGCCGUAUGAGCUGCUGAAGCCGUUUUCCGAGCCUGGUGUUACUGGUAAAGGUGUCCCUUACAGUACUUCCAUCUGAUCAUCUCCAUAACUCUCCCAGAUUCUGCCUAUAGCUUCCAGAGUUGCACUGUGUAUACAUAAUAAGGCUCAGAGGCCGAUUGCAUUUGACUUGUGUUGUUAAUUUUGUUCAUCUCAAUUCGUUUUUAAUUACUGCAAUGUAAACAGUUUGUCCAAUGUAACUAUGUUACUGUUAUUCAGUUAAUGAAGAUUCCCAGUUUUCCUCCCAGUUUUUCGUAUUAAGUUCUAAAUUCUAACCACCACUGUAAAUGCCUAGUAGUCAG
Messenger RNA from Linum tenue, 3076 nucleotides. NCBI's taxonomy places the organism in Eukaryota, Viridiplantae, Streptophyta, Magnoliopsida, Malpighiales, Linaceae. The record is from the annotation of a GenBank genome assembly.